This is a messenger RNA of Microstroma glucosiphilum, 682 nucleotides long. RefSeq lists its product as hypothetical. Lineage: Eukaryota; Fungi; Basidiomycota; Exobasidiomycetes; Microstromatales; Microstromataceae. The record is from RefSeq and is a predicted model, not a curated record. Bases 1 to 423 code for a protein of 140 amino acids. The transcript is spliced from 3 exons.
AUGAAACUCCUGACCAGCGCCUUCCUUGCCCUCGCCUCCCUUGCCUCCCUGUCAUCCACAUCUAGCGCAAGACAGACCGACCCCUCCCUCUGGGGUAAAAGCACCACCUGCACCGGUUGUUCUUUCCAAACUACCGUCGACCCCGCCAAGGCCAUAGGGGUCUCUGUCCACCAAUCCGCUAGAUGUAUCACCGAGAUGCUCCGCGAGAAUGACCUGCAGUGGCCGACUGCCAAGUGGGAUUAUGCAAUUCAUGGGUAUCCCAAGAAUUUGGAUGGAGGCUUCUCGGUCCAAGAUCACGUCUGCGCCAACAAAGUCAAGGCGAGCGUGGACUGCCUCCCUGCCUCCUGCUUCAAAGGUGUCCGCGAGGCCAUCGGCCUCGUCAUCGAUCCUCCUGGACAUGUUGCCAAGCCUGAGGACCAGUAGACACUCCGCAUGGAGAAAUACGCACUCUCUACUGCGGAAGAUGGAAACAGAUGUGCUGAAUCUCGUGUCGACAGGACCGUGAUGUUUGCUUCAUUCUGAGCGUCGCAGCAGCCCAUACUCUCGACGCCAUCGUCGCAGCUCUCCGAAUGUCAGUUCAUUGUACAUAGUCGAUCAGCUGCCAUAAAGCUCCUCACCGUGCAUAAUUCCAUACUCUACUCAUAUCCAUUCGCGAUGAGAAUGUCUGAGGGAUCUGAAGCUG